Messenger RNA from Neodiprion fabricii, 2721 nucleotides. It is a transcript of the gene Shark, whose product is annotated as tyrosine-protein kinase Shark. Gene Ontology annotation, molecular function: ATP binding; signaling receptor binding; non-membrane spanning protein tyrosine kinase activity. NCBI's taxonomy places the organism in Eukaryota, Metazoa, Arthropoda, Insecta, Hymenoptera, Diprionidae. Gene Ontology annotation, cellular component: extrinsic component of cytoplasmic side of plasma membrane. Gene Ontology annotation, biological process: cell differentiation; cell surface receptor protein tyrosine kinase signaling pathway; protein phosphorylation. The record is from RefSeq and is a predicted model, not a curated record. The transcript has 14 exons. The coding region runs from base 79 to 2316 and encodes 745 amino acids.
AUUAAUGAACAUCAUAUUGUGUCCGUCGUUCGUGCAUGCGUGUGUGUAGUAUUAUUUUACUUGGAAAACACCCUAAGAAUGGGCAGCGAGGAAAACAUAGCGUGGUAUCACGAAGAUCUUUCUCGUCAAGAUGCGGAAAAUAUGUUGAAGGAAGAAGGAACAGAGGAUGGCACAUUUUUAGUAAGAAACAGUAGCUCGUCCUUGGGGGAUUACGUCUUAUCUGUUCUCCACAAUGGUGAAGUGAUUCAUUAUCAAAUUAGGAAACAUGAGGAGGAUGCUUUUUUCUCAAUAGAUGAUGAAACAACAAUUCAUGGGUUGGAUACUCUGAUCGAAUAUUAUCAAGAUAGUCAUCAUGGUCUUGAAACGGUUUUGCGCAACCCUCGCAUUGGUAAACCGCCACCCCACGAUACCAGGCGGCAUGGACGAACGAACCUUCUUCACAGAGCGACUGUUCAGAGAAAUUACACUAUAGUCUCAGAGCUGCUGAAGUGCGGGUAUAGAAGUCUGGAUGCCAAAAAUCAACUGGGUCAAACUGCUGUACAUUUAGCAGCAAUGAAUGGAGCGGAUGAAAUUCUUCGAAAACUGAUUCAAAAUAAAGCCAGCGUUAAUUGCAGGGAUUCUGCUGGCUAUACACCCCUACACUAUGCAUGUCAAAGUAAUUUACCAAGUACCGUUCGAAUACUAAUAACGGGUGGAGCAAAUAUUCAGGCAAGAAACACAAAGACAGGUAUGGUUCCUCUGCAUGAAGCAGCUAGUAGGGGACACAAUACGGUGAUACAAGUAUUACUUUCCAUGAACGCGCCUGUCAAUCCUCGCACUAUGGAAGAUGAUAUACCGGCUGAUCUUGCUAAGCGAAACGGUCAUGUGGAAUGUGCAAAGCUGUUGUGCGAUUAUCAGGGACCUGCUCCAAAAGAAAAACGCUGCAAUUGGUACCACGGAACACUAGAUAGAACCGAGGCAGUCGCUCUUUUACACAAACAUGGUGACGUUGACGGAUCAUUUUUAGUUCGGUUUAGCGAUCGUCACCGCGGUGGUUACGUACUCACAGUUAUGUACCACAAGCAAGCGUACCAUUUCCAAAUACAAAGAAAGGGGGACUUGUUGUUUAUUGAUAAUGGCCCCUACCUCGUUUCCCUGGAACACGUCGUAGAAUAUUAUCAGUGUAUGCCCGAUGGCCUCCCUGGGCCUCUGCUUCAUCCUAUUGCUCCAAUACCAAGACCACCGGUUCCUGAAAUGCCUUCGUCUAUAUUUAAUGGGAACACACUCAAUAAAUCGAGACAGUCAACGGCUAAGAGAGGCAAAUUUUCUAGAGAUGCAACACUACUAGAGACCACAUCUUUUUCAACUCAGCCUGACUCUGUUCAAAAUAUUGACAUUGACGAAUCUUCAUCUUACAAUAUCCCAGUCACGGCUAAUGAGACAAACUUUGAUGCUAAUUUGAAUUCAGAAGCACGGGAAAUCCAAGAGUUCAUUCCGGGAGAAAAUUUGAUCCUUGGAGGCGUCCUUGGCGAAGGUGAAUUCGGAUCAGUCUACGAAGGAGUGUAUGAUGCUCCGACAGGUGUUCGGGAACCAGUUGCAAUCAAGACACUUCAUGAAUCUCACAGCGAAGCCACUCGUGCCGAAUUUCUGAGAGAGGCGCGCGUUAUGAUGUCUCUCAACCAUCAUUGCAUAGUCAGGCUCAUCGGGCUUUCCUUAGGACCACCCUUGCUCAUGGUUCAAGAAUUAGUUCCACUCGGCUCGAUGCUGGCAUAUCUUCUAGAAUUUCCCGACCGAGUAAAUCCGAACUACGAAUUGAAAAUAUGGGCAUCGCAGAUUGCUUGUGGUAUGAAAUACGUGGAGGAACUCCGACUUGUGCAUAGGGAUUUGGCUGCACGAAAUAUUCUACUUGCUUCCAGACAUCAAGCCAAGAUCAGUGACUUUGGGCUUUCACGAACGUUUGGUUCCAACGAUUACUACAGGGCUAGCGAGGGUGGAAAGUGGCCAAUAAAGUGGUAUGCCCCGGAAUCAUACAACUUCGGUACAUUUUCUAACGCAAGCGAUGUAUGGAGUUUUGGGGUUACGCUGUGGGAAAUGUUUUCUUACGGAGAUCAGCCGUACGGAGAUCGACGCGGAGUAGAUGUAAUUCAACUGGUCGAGAAUGGCGAACGUCUUGAAAAACCGGAUAAAUGUCCGGAGCAUAUUUACACGGUAAUGAAACGCUGCUGGUCAUACUCAGCCGCGGAUCGCCCGAACUUUGCCGAACUCUUGGAAAUAUUUAGCAGUGAUCCCGAGUACACUAACAUCAAAGAGCUUAUUGCCGCUGUCGAUAUCAGCUGAUUUCAACAUGUUUGCGGAAGAAAUUAGUAUAUUUUAUUUUAGCCCUAUGUAUUUUUAACGUUAUAUUAAUUAUAUUAUACGACAAUAGGUCGAUUUUGCAGUAAAAUAUGAGACCACGCAGUUAUAAAAAUGGUAAGCGUUUAAUUCAGACGAUCUAUCAGACGUGUAAUAGUUUUGUAAAUAAUAAGAUACGUAAUCUGACGAUUACUAGACGAUUUUUUAACUUUGUACACAUUAUGCCAUAUAAGACCUAAAAUUUUCUAUACUUUCUUUAAGACUGUAAUCUUUGUAUUCAAAUGAUUCUUUCUCGAAUUAUAAAUUAAGUUGAAAGCGAUAGUGGUAUUGCUGAAAAUAUAAAUUUAAUAACAAGUGCUAACUUAUUUCAAAGUGAAGUUGGCCGUUAGG